This is a messenger RNA of Haliaeetus leucocephalus (bald eagle), 1599 nucleotides long. RefSeq names its product regulating synaptic membrane exocytosis 4 (gene RIMS4). Lineage: Eukaryota; Metazoa; Chordata; Aves; Accipitriformes; Accipitridae. Gene Ontology annotation, biological process: regulation of membrane potential; calcium ion-regulated exocytosis of neurotransmitter; positive regulation of synaptic transmission. The record is from RefSeq and is a predicted model, not a curated record. Gene Ontology annotation, cellular component: cytoskeleton of presynaptic active zone; presynaptic membrane. The transcript has 5 exons. Bases 61 to 711 code for a protein of 216 amino acids. Gene Ontology annotation, molecular function: small GTPase binding; transmembrane transporter binding.
GAUGGUCGGAGACUCAAAGGAGCCAUCCAAAGGAGCACAGAAACUGGGCUGGCUGUCGAAAUGCCCAGCCGGACUGUCCGCCAAGCCAGCCAUGAGUCCAUUGAGGACAGCAUGAAUAGCUAUGGAUCAGAGGGAAACUUGAAUUUCAGUGGAGUCCAUCUGGCAUCUGCUGGGCAGUUUAGUGACUUCCUGGGGAGCAUGGGCCCUGCACAAUUUGUUGGACGUCAGACCUUGGCCACCACUUCAAUGGGGGAUGUGGAAAUUGGCUUGCAAGAGCGAAAUGGGCAGCUAGAAGUGGAUAUCAUUCAGGCUCGAGGACUGACACCAAAACCCGGCUCCAAAACACUGCCAGCUGCUUACAUCAAAGCUUACCUGCUAGAGAAUGGCGUGUGCAUUGCGAAAAAGAAGACAAAAGUGGCUCGCAAAUCAUUAGACCCUUUGUACAAUCAGGUGUUACUGUUUGCUGAGAGCCCCCAGGGCAAAGUAUUACAGGUGAUAGUCUGGGGAAACUAUGGACGCAUGGAGCGCAAGCACUUCAUGGGAGUCGCCAGGGUCCUCCUGGAAGAACUGGAUUUGUCGACUUUAGCAAUCGGCUGGUACAAGCUCUUCCCAACCUCCUCAAUGGUAGAUCCCACUACAGGCCCACUCCUGCGUCAGUCCUCCCAGCUUUCCCUGGAGAGCACAGUGGGACCCUGCUGUGACAGGUCUUAGAGAGUAAGGAAGGGGGAACUGCUUUUGUUUUUUAAACAUGCUGUCAAGGUUUUGUUUGCUGGAACUCUGACCUCAAGCGCAAUGCAUGUUCAAUCAGUUCUUGUGGAGCUGGAAGAGGAGGAUAAACCAGUGACCUUAGACAGAAGACGAGGGGGAGGGCGCUGUGCCCUCUCCGUCCGAGGAGGAGGUGCCGUGGGGCAUGAGUCCUAGUUGUCAAAUUAGACAUACACCUCUUGUUUCACUUCUCUCGCUGUCAUUCUUGGACCCUUGUUUCAGAUCAGUAUUAACCCUGGAAAGUUGCAGCAUUUGAAAGAAUUUGGGGGGAGUAAGGAAGGUAUUUUUCUUAACUGUGAUUUCUAAUACGGAUUCUUUCACAAGAAAGUACCUGAAAAAUUCAGAAGCCAAUAUCUGACCUAAAAAGAGUAGAAGCAGAAAGUUUAAGAGGAAGCAUUAGGGUUUUUUUAUAAGGUCUUUUCUUCUUGAAAGGAAGAAAAAGAAAGAAACCUGCAACUCUUUCUUUAGAAUCAGUUCCCUAUCACUGAGUCAUGUUAACUGUAACACUGUCGUUGCUGUGUUUUCAAACUGUGCCAAAUUACCAGCAAGUGUCUUUACUGCAUUACUUGUCUAACACUGCUGAUGAAGCAUACUUGGUGGGAGAAUAAGUAGCACCUACUUAGACCAGACAGUUUGAACAGAGUUCAAGUUUAGCAGGCUAAUUAACUGCAAUUUUGCUCAGAAAAAAAAACCAGUAGAAGAGGGAGCUGAACAUCAGACUUGCAGCUUGAGAUAUGUUUUGUAUUGUCAGAUACAAUGUUCUGCAAUUUACUGACUCCCUUAAUUGUUGCUGUGCAUCCUUCAGUCAUGGUGUCUUCUAUCUCCUGCUUUUCU